AUGUUUUUAUCAAGAAGAUUAUGGCGACUUAUAAGUCAACUAUUUUUUUUCCUAAUAGUUGCAUCGGUAUUAUUAUUUAUAGCCAAUAGCCGACAAAUUAUAGAAAUUAACAAAUAUAUUCCAUUUGAUAUAUUCGGUACAACAGCACCAUCAUUUUUCCAACCAGUUUCGGAUCUGUUUAUAGUUGAUAUUUCAUUCCAGAAUUGUUUUAAAAUGAACUCAAAUAAUAAUCAAUGUGGAUUACCAUCUGCGCUGGAAGGUGUUUUGGGAGAUAAAGCACAAUGGGUUAGAUUGAGUAAAGAUAUAACUCUUGGAUCUUCUUGGGUUAAAUCUCAAUUUAUGAGUUAUAAAAAAAUCAAACAUGAAUCAUAUGAAGAAUAUUUGAAAUCUCAAAAGCAACAAGAUCCAACAAGUACUUCUAUAGUUGAUGAGGUUAUUAUAGAUAUCGCAGUUGCAAAUCCUUUGAUUGAUUCAAAGAUAAAAGGCAAUGAAAAAUUGAAAUUUCCUGAAUAUAUUAUAAAAAGUAUGCAUGAAGAUGUGGUUUAUGAUGAUUCUACACAUGCUAAUUUGGUGGAACAGAAUAAUGAUAAUAGAGUAGAUGCGCAUCCUGUUGAUGCAGAAGUUGAACAGUUAUUAGAACUGCCAAAAGAAGAACAGAAACCAAAGGAAGAGGAACAAAAAGAAGAAACACCGGAAGAACAUAGAAAAGAUGAAGAGAGAAAGAAAGAACAAGAAGAUGAACAAAAAGAUGCUUCUGAGGAAGAUAAACAAGAGAAACAAAAAGAGGGUGAACUUUUAAAAGAAGCAGCAAAUGAAGAAGAGAAAGAAAAGGAAAAAGAAGGUAAAAAAUUAGAAGAGUCCUCGAAGGAGGAUAAAGACAAGAAUACCAAACGUGAAGUCGUCACUGAUAUUAAAGAAUUAAAACGAUUAUUAUAUAUUCCAACUAAAGAACAGGUUCAAGAAAGUGGAUGGAGAUAUAAAUCAAAUGGUAUUUGGUUGAGAUACGGACCACAUGAUGAAAAAACUGCUGUGUCUGCAAUUGAUUUAUUAUUUGGAGACGAAGCAGUUGAUCCAAGACCAAAUUGGAGGUUGAUUAAACGUCCUCUUAAAGAUGUUUCCAAUCCAUCAGAUUUACCAGUGUAUUUAACAUUCAGAAGAGGACCAAGAAUUGAUUAUAAGAAGGAAUAUGGGAAGCCAUUAAAGAUGAAUGAUGAAGAUAAAUUCAAGAUUUUACAAGUUGCCGAUAUGCACUUUUCCACUGGUUAUGGGAAGUGUAGAGAUCCAGAACCAGAAAGUUCAGCAAAAGGUUGUAAAGCGGAUGCAAGAACUUUGGAAUUUCUUGAGAAAGUAUUAGAUUUUGAGAAACCUGAUAUGGUUGUACUUACUGGGGAUCAAAUUUUUGGUGACGCUUCUCCUGAUUCAGAAUCCUCUGCAUUUAAAGUAUUGUAUCCAUUUGUGAAGAGAAAGAUUCCAUUUGCUAUAACAUUAGGAAAUCAUGAUGACGAAGGUUCAUUGAAGAGAAAGGAAAUCAUGGGUAUUUAUGUUGAUGUUCCUUAUUCCGUUGCAGCUGUUGGUCCUGAUGAUAUUGAUGGAUAUGGUAAUUAUGUGGUUACAGUAGAAGGUAAAUCAUCCAAAGGUACUGCAUUGUCGUUAUUCUUUGUUGAUUCCCAUUCUUAUUCAAAGACACCAAAAGUCACUCCUGGAUAUGAUUGGAUUAAAGAAAACCAGUUGAUUUACCUCAAAAUGGAAGCUGAUUCGAUUAAAGAUAGUGUGGAAAAAUAUAGAAAGAGCAAGAAAAUUCCUUUAUCCAUGGCAUUUUUCCAUAUUCCAUUACCAGAGUUUAGAAACAUGAACCAACCAUACAUUGGUGAAUUCCGUGAGGGAAUCACUGCACCACGUUAUAAUUCCGGAGCUAGAGAUGUAUUUGGAGAAAUGGGUGUUCAAGCCAUCAGUGUUGGUCAUGAUCAUUGUAACGACUAUUGUUUACAAGAUACGCUUCGUGCAGAAUCUCCUGAAGAAAAUAAGAUAUGGUUAUGUUAUGGUGGUGGAUCUGGUUUAGGAGGUUAUGGUGGUUAUAAUGGAUACAUUAGACGAAUGAGAGUUUAUGAAUACGAUACCUCAAAGGGCGAAAUCAAGACCUGGAAACGUACCGAAGCUGAACCAGAUAAGAAAAUAGAUGAACAGAUUUUGGUUACUGGUGGUAACGUUGUCAAUUGGAAGUGA
Candida tropicalis MYA-3404 is the source of this 2223-nucleotide messenger RNA. Its product is annotated as phosphoprotein phosphatase. Gene Ontology annotation, molecular function: phosphoprotein phosphatase activity. The record is from RefSeq and is a predicted model, not a curated record. Bases 1 to 2223 code for a protein of 740 amino acids. Gene Ontology annotation, cellular component: cytoplasm. NCBI's taxonomy places the organism in Eukaryota, Fungi, Ascomycota, Pichiomycetes, Serinales, Debaryomycetaceae. The transcript has a single exon.